AAGAACUCUCUCUCCUCUCUUCUCUUCUCUGCUCCCGUCCUCCUUCACUCUUCCCUUCUUUCUACUUCACUGGUUCCAUUCAAACUGUUGGAUUAUUCCCUCUUUCCUGCAGUGUGUUCUGAGGAGAAGAUCACACACAAUUAUAUUUUAGAGAAGAACUCAAAACCUGACAGCUGUGCUCGUGUCGGAGAGGAAUACACUGUCUCGGAGUGUGUGAGAAAGACAGAGAGGGAGAGGGAGAUUUCUGGAGUGUCUGACUGAACAAUCAAACGGAACAGAUUGAGGGAUGUGACAGAGAGGACUUCUUCAAGCAAUAACAGAUCAGUCCAUUCCGAUCGUCAGGAUGUCCGGGAUGGACUUCCCAUUGGAGGAGCUCAACAUAACCGGAAUCUCCCCUGACAACGGAACCUUCCUGAGGUUCUCCCCCACCUCCGUUUCCACUGCAGCCGCAGCGGCAGGGACAGGGUCGUCGUUGUCAGGCUCGUCGCCGGGGAGACAGGAGAAUGUUUACGUGUACGUGUGGAUCUUCCUGAGCCUGCUGGUGUUCCUGCUGACGAUGAUCAUCAUCGCCCUCCACAGGCUGAAGAACAUCAUUACAUCCUCCUCCUCUGUACCUGACUGCAGCAGUGAGGGGGGCAGCUCAUUCACCAACAUGGAGAUCUGUAGUAUAUCUUCACAGAGAUCCACCGUGUCCUCACUGUCCAUCUGAGAGACAACACACACACACACACACACGGAUACACAGAUACAGAUGAAACACACACACACACACACACACACACUCCUGUAAAAGGACAAAGAAACACGGAGUACCACAUGAGACAAGCUUUUCUGUUGGACCAUAUGGGACUUUACUCUGAUGUGUUAAGGCUUUCAACUGAACUCUGAACCCUCUGUGACCUCUCCUUUUGGCUCAUGGGAAACGUAGUUCACUGUGAGAAGAACAGAACCAGGAAGAGGGAGAGAGAACUCUGUUUUUUAACCUGGGGGUGUAUUUACUAGGACCCAAAUGGAAGCAAGGGCAGAAACGGGGGAGGGACCCGUUUUCUGUUGCAAAACGUUUCGCUACGGUGUUCGCUAAUUAAACACCCCUGGUCUGUUUCGAUCCUCGCCUCCAUGGAAUAAAACUUUGGAAUCUUAGAAGUCCUCAGGCAAGCUGGCCGGGGUCUAAUCUUAUCUAGGGUCGAUAUCAAUCUGAUUGAUGUCAGUCGUUCUCUUUUUAUUUGAAAUAGGAAACAACCUCUUCUGUUGCUAAUUCCACAUGGAUUAACAAUAUGUGACUGAUAUGUUUAUCGCAGAUAACAUAACUAAUCCAGGAUUGCAUUCAUUCAAAGUUAAUCUUUCUCUGGCUAUGUACAAAAUGGCACCAUACCCCCUAUAUAAUUGGUCCUGGCCAACAGUAGUGUUCUCUAUAGGGAAUAGGGUGCCAUUUCAGAUUUGACCCCACUGCUGUUUUCUUUCUGUAAUAUCAAAAAUCUUUACUGUUUCCAAGGCAACCUGUACUAACCUGGUUUUAGUGCGAAGUAAAGUUAUUUCUGUAAUAUCAAAAUAUCUCUUAUGUUUCCAGGGCAACCUGUACUAACCUGGUUUAACUGUGAAAUAUAGUUCUUUCUGUAAUAACAAAAUAUCUCUACUGUUUCCAGGGCAACCUGUACUAACCUGGUUUAACUGUAAAGCAUAGUUCUUUCUGUAAUAACAAAAUCUCUCUACUGUUUCCAGGGCAACCUGUACUAACCUGGUUUAACUGUGAAGUACAUACUCAUAUUUGAUUAUUUUAAAAGUAUUGAAUUGUGAUGGGUUGGAUAUCGAGAAGGUUCAACAGUAAAAAAUAUUAACAUUUGUAAUACUGUACAUAUCACUCUUUGUUUGAAGGUAUGACCCCACAACUUGUUGGUCUCAUUUCCUGACAUUGUUACAGACAAAGUUCCACACAAGGAAAAUAACAUAAUAUAAGAACAGAAAUAAAGGUAAAAAAGGCCAAAAGCCAGAGUAUUCUCUCCCAGGGAUCAGGGGCCUUAUGCCAUAAAGCCAGAGUAUUCUCUCCCAGGGAUCAGGGGCCUUAUGCCAUAAAGCCAGAGUAUUCUCUACCAGGGAUCAGUGGCCUUAUGCCAUAAAGCCAGAGUAUUCUCUCCCAGGGAUCAGGGGCAUUAUGCCAUAAAGCCAGAGUAUUCUCUCCCAGGGAUCAGGGGCCUUAUGCCAUAAAGCCAGAGUAUUCUCUCCCAGGGAUCAGGGGCCUUAUGCCAUAAAGCCAGAGUAUUCUCUCCCAGGGAUCAGGGGCCUUAUGCCAUAAAGCCAGAGUAUUCUCUACCAGGGAUCUGUGGCCUUAUGCCAUAAAGCCAGAGUAUUCUCUACCAGGGAUCAGGGGCCUUAUGCCAUAAAGCCAGAGUAUUCUCUCCCAAGGAUCUGUGGCCUUACACCAUAAAGCCAGAGUAUUCUCUACCAGGGAUCUGUGGCCUUAUGCCAUAAAGCCAGAGUAUUCUCUCCCAGGGAUCAGGGGCCUUAUGCCAUAAAGCCAGAGUAUUCUCUCCCAGGGAUCAGUGGCCUUAUGCCAUAAAGCCAGAGUAUUCUCUCCCAGGGAUCAGGGGCCUUAUGCCAUAAAGCCAGAGUAUUCUCUACCAGGGAUCAGUGGCCUUAUGCCAUAAAGCCAGAGUAUUCUCUACCAGGGAUCAGGGGCCUUAUGCCAUAAAGCCAGAGUAUUCUCUCCCAGGGAUUAGUGGCCUUAUGCCAUAAAGCCAGAGUAUUCUCUCCCAGGGAUCAGGGGCCUUAUGCCAUAAAGCCAGAGUAUUCUCUACCAGGGAUCAGGGGCCUUAUGCCAUAAAGCCAGAGUAUUCUCUACCAGGGAUCAGGGGCCUUAUGCCAUAAAGCCAGAGUAUUCUCUACCAGGGAUCAGGGGCCUUACACCAUAAAGCCAGAGUAUUCUCUACCAGGGAUCAGGGGCCUUAUGCCAUAAAGCCAGAGUAUUCUCUCCCAGGGAUCAGGGGCCUUAUGCCAUAAAGCCAGAGUAUUCUCUACCAGGGAUUAGUGGCCAUACUUUCAGAGAGCUCCUCUCGAUGCCCUUCCAGUUGAUUCGACCUGAAACUUUCUUAUUCUCUCUGACAGUUAGAGUGUUACCUUGCACGUAGUGAGUACUUGAAAAGACCCUGAUGUUUCUUUGGUCAGUCCACCAUUUCAGCUCAGCUUUGGGUUUUGAAUCAGUCAAAGAAGACGUCAGCUCUCUCUCUGUCUUUUCUGGCAGCCAUCCUCUAUAAAGGUCUUUGAUGUUUUGAUGUUCUCCUUUGUGUAGCUUACCCAUUUCUUCUCAUCAAUGUCCUCAUUCGUCUGCCACUCUCUCAUCAUCAACUCUCUGAUAUCAACUAUUCUCUAGCCCAGUUUAUACCUGGUUCUAACAUGCGUCUAUUGUCCUGAUGUUGUCCACAUUCUGAUUGUGCCCACAUUUAUGGACAGGUGUAGACAAUCAAAAAACACAUUGUAAUCUGAUUGUGCUCUGAUUGGGAUUAAACUUCCUUAACACCUCCGGAGGUAGUUGAAGAUAGCCUUGAAGUGGUCCUCUGUAGCUCAAUUGGUAGAGCAUGGUGCUUGUAAUGCCA
Messenger RNA from Coregonus clupeaformis (lake whitefish), 3587 nucleotides. RefSeq names its product serine-rich and transmembrane domain-containing protein 1. The record is from RefSeq and is a predicted model, not a curated record. NCBI's taxonomy places the organism in Eukaryota, Metazoa, Chordata, Actinopteri, Salmoniformes, Salmonidae. The transcript is spliced from 2 exons. Bases 344 to 709 code for a protein of 121 amino acids. Gene Ontology annotation, cellular component: intracellular membrane-bounded organelle.